This is a messenger RNA of Papilio machaon (common yellow swallowtail), 2366 nucleotides long. RefSeq names its product protein DEK. Bases 68 to 1993 code for a protein of 641 amino acids. The transcript is spliced from 17 exons. The record is from RefSeq and is a predicted model, not a curated record. Gene Ontology annotation, molecular function: DNA binding; histone binding. NCBI's taxonomy places the organism in Eukaryota, Metazoa, Arthropoda, Insecta, Lepidoptera, Papilionidae. Gene Ontology annotation, cellular component: nucleus. Gene Ontology annotation, biological process: regulation of double-strand break repair; chromatin organization.
GCGUGCAUUUGUGUUGUCCGGUGUUUGAAGACGCUUGGAAUUCGCUUUCAAUUUCUUCGUAGGAAAAAUGUCGGGUGAUACCGAUAAAGCAAAAAUCAGUGAUAAUCAGGAUGAAGACAAGAAAUCAGUUGGUGGUGACGGUCAAACAACAGAAGAUGAAUCCUCGCAGGACUCUAAGGGUGAGUCUGUGGCUCAAGGCGACGCACAAGGUAAAGCGGAUGUAGAACAAAAUCACACGGAUGAGAAACAAACCGAAGAAGGAGACGCAAAGUCGACGACGGCCAACGGGAAGGAUGACGACGAUGUAGGCGGCGAAGACUCAAAAGACGACAAGAGGGAUGUGAAGAGCGAUGACUUAAAGGAGGAGAACGGUGAAACCCAUGACGAGAAUGACAAAGAAGAUGUCAAGGAAAAUGAUAAGUCGUCUAAGAAAUUAGCACCCAAAAAGAAACCCAAGAAAGAGGAUACUGAAGAAGAAGACGAAGAAGAUGAGGAAGAGGAGGAAGAAGAAGAGGAAGAGGGUGAUGAACAAGAUGAAGUAGAUGAUGAUAAGAAACAAGCUAAAGACAAAGUAAAGAAACCGGUUAAGAAAGCUAAAGACGCAGAAGACGAUGGAGAGGAAGAGGAAGGUGACGAGGAAGAGGGCGAAGAGGAGGAGGAGGAGGAAGAAGAAGAGGAGGUAGAGGCGCCUAAACCUAAACCCAAAAAGGAGCCUACGGAACCGCCAGUUCCACUGCCAGCUGGCAAGGGCACUCCGUUGGGGCAUAUCAGCAACGUCGAGGUCUCUCUCUCGCGCUUCAAGACCCAGGACCAAAAGCUGCUGCAUCAAUAUCUAUAUGGACAACUGUGCCUCGACCGUAACGUGAAGCGCAACAUAAAGAAGUUCAAAGGAUACGAGUGGGCAAUAGGUUCCGCAGACUACAAGGCCAAGUUGGAAGAGACAUCUAAGAUGGAGCCAAAACAGUUACGUACCAUGUGCGAGAUGCUGGACUUGGAUAAGAAAGGUUCAUCAUCGGAGCUUGCGGCGCGGUUGGUGGGGUUCUUGCAGCAGCCAGGUGCGAACAGUCCGCAUGCGCGCGGUGUGGCCCGACCUGCGCCCGCGCAGACCGCACCCGGUGGACGACCUCGGCGCUCUGCAGCCGUCAAACUGCAUAACAGAGGUUAUUCAGAUGAGGAAUACGAGACUGAUCCAGAGACGAAAAUCAAAGGCCCUAAACCUAAAACAGACGGUUCUGAAGAUUCAGAUGGUUCGUUUAACCCGAGUGGCUCUGAGGCGGACUCUGACUUCGACCCGGAGGCGGGCGACGUUGGCGGUGGAGCUGGCCGCAAGCGUAAGUCGGGCGGCCGCCGCUCCUCCGCAGGCAGACCUGGCAAACGUGGUCGUAAGCCUAAAGCUAAGAGGGGACGGGGGGCAAAUAAAUCUGGUCGCGGUAGAAAAGCCAAGUCCGAGAGCGAGGAUGAGAGCGACAAGUCGGAGAGCGAGAGCGAAGCCGAGUCUGGCAGCGAGGUCGAUGAGUCUGACCAAGAGCCUAAGGGCAAGCGUGGUCGGCCGGCGGUGGUGAAGGGCCGCAAGGGACCUGCAGCUAAGAUCGGCACCACUAAAUCAACACCCGCCAAGAGAAAAGCACCCACACCGCCAGCUAAAAAGAAGGCAGCCGGUAAACCUGUAGGUCGGCCGGCAAAGAAGGGCAAGAAGGCGUCCUCUGAGGAGGAGUCGGGCGAGGGCAGCGAAGAGGAGGAGGAGGCGGGUAGCGAGGUGGAGGAGGAAGAGGAGGAGAGCGGGGAGGAGUCAGACACGCCCGCAGACAAGAAGGCUAAGCGGCCGCCCACGGACGAGGAGAUAAAGAAGUACGUGAAGCAGAUCCUGGACGGCGCGAAUCUGGAGCAGAUCACGAUGAAGACCGUGUGCAAGCAGGUGUACAGUCACUACCCUGACUUUGACCUCGCGCACAAGAAGGACUUCAUCAAGGCAACAGUCAAGUCGUGUAUUUAAGAUGUUAGGAGUUAAGGGCGGAGUGUAGAUGUCUACAUAGGAUACCUAUAGUUUAUAAAAGGACAUAGUUAUAUAUUAUUACAAUAAUAAUAUAUUAUGAAAGAAUAAAAUAUCUAAAAUGAAGUGGAAUUGAUGAUCACCCGCUUUUCUUUACAAGCUCAUAUCCUCGUGAGCAGCGACCAGUUCGGCCGCAAACAUAGUGAAGUAAGCCACACUUUAAUAUUAAAACUAUCGCCCGCCGCACCGCAACAUACACUUAUUUUAAUCAUUAUUUUGUUUACUUUCAUUCUCUAAAGAUACACAGAAAUGACGAUAAUGUGACUGAGAAUUUAAAAAAAAUAUUUGUGUCCAGGUUUAAAUAAUUAUUUCUUAA